ACCCCUCCGCCUCCUCGACAGACCAGCAUUUAACAAGCUGCUGAGGAACCUUCAGCUUCACCCAUCAGACCCGACGGACCUCACCCGCGAUUCAAGAGGGCUUCACUUCUUCCUGACGUAGCAGCUUACAGCCAUGAAGGGAAUGAUUCUCCAGCUCAGCCGCAACCUGAGCCGCGCCGCCCCUGUUCUUAGUCGCGGCCUCCACUCUGGCACACGUCCCGCCUCCACUGCCGCAACCAAACUGAGGUCUGACCGUCCGCUGACCUCGGACGAAAUCUACGCCCGCGAGGACAAGUAUGGGGCGCACAACUACCAGCCCCUGCCCGUGGCAUUAGAGAGGGGGGAGGGCAUCUAUUUGUGGGACGUGGAAGGCAGCCGGUAUUACGACUUCCUGAGUGCUUACAGUGCAGUAAACCAGGGCCAUUGCCACCCAAAGAUCGUAGCCGCGCUCAGCGCCCAAGCCUCCAAACUCUCCCUGACUUCCAGAGCAUUCUACAACGAUGUGCUGGGAGCUUAUGAGGAGUACAUCACUGGCUUGUUUGGCUACGACAAAGUCUUACCCAUGAAUACAGGUGUUGAAGGUGGUGAGACGGCCUGUAAGCUCGCCCGCAAGUGGGCUUACAAUGUGAAGGGGGUUCCUAAAAAUCAGGCCAAAAUCAUUUUUGCAGAUGGCAACUUCUGGGGUCGCACCAUGGCGGCCAUCUCCAGCUCAACUGACCCGAGUAGUUACGAAGGUUUCGGCCCCUACAUGCCAGGCUUUGAGCUUGUCCCAUUCAACGACAUUCCUUCACUGGAGAAAGCUCUUCAAGACCCCAAUGUUGCUGCUUUCAUGGUGGAGCCCAUCCAGGGGGAGGCUGGGGUGGUGGUGCCAGACCAGGGGUACCUCACCAAAGUCAGAGAACUUUGCACCAAAUACAACGUGUUGUGGAUUGCUGACGAGGUGCAGACCGGCUUGGCGAGGACCGGCCGGCGCCUGGCUGUGGACCACGAGGAAGUCCGUCCAGAUAUCGUGGUUCUGGGCAAAGCUCUUUCUGGAGGCGUUUACCCUGUAUCUGCCGUGCUGUGUGAUGAUGAGAUAAUGAUGACCAUCAAGCCUGGAGAACACGGGUCCACAUAUGGCGGUAACCCCAUUGCCUGCCAGGUCGCAAUCGCUGCACUUAAGGUGCUUGAGGAGGAGAAGCUGGCAGAGAACGCUCAAAGGAUGGGAGUGUUGCUGCGGAGCGAGCUGACAAAACUGCCCAAAGACAUUGUGACUACGGUCCGAGGGAAAGGCCUCCUCAACGCCAUUGUCAUUAAAGAGACUAAAGACUAUAACGCCUGGAAGGUGUGCUUGCGCCUUCGUGACAGCGGACUGCUGGCCAAGCCCACCCACGGCGACAUCAUCCGCCUGGCCCCUCCCCUCACCAUCAAAGAGCAUGAGCUGCACGACUGUAUUGAUAUCAUCCAGAGAACCAUCUUGUCCUUCUAAACGACAACCAACUAUUCAACAAUACAGACCACCUGAUAAUCAUAAUCAUAAUCAACUGAUUGUGCGAAACAUUUAUUAUUUUUUCUUAAGUUCUUUUGUACAGAAAAACAUCUGUAGAGCUAAAACGUUUUUUUUUUUUAGAUAGAGGUAAUGCAUUACCCCAAAAAUCCCAAAUAGCCCAUUGAAUAAGGAAUAGCAAUCCCACAUUACAUGAUUAAUAAUUCUAUAUAUUGCUCUGUUUGCUGUUUUUAGAGGAUGUCUGUGCUGCGUUGUGCACAAAGCAGAGGAGAUCAAUAGACAAACAGUCCCAACAAAGACAGGUAUUUUACUUUAUAUGUUCACAUAGGCCACAGUCUAUUUAUUAAUUUGUAUAUGAGCAAGUUCAAUUUUAUGGACUACUGCUGGAAUUUUCUUAAUUGGAUUAUUAUUAUCUUGUAGCCGUUUUUGUUUCAAUAAAUCGGUAUCCUUGAAGUUCGAUGUUUGUCCUCUUCUCGCAUUAGAGAAUAAUAGGACAGUGAUUAAAUGACCACAAGGAUGUGGAAAGCUUGUGUUGUUGUCACUGAAGCUUUGAAGUUGCAAAAAUGGUAUUCAGGACUGCCCUAGAUAUCAUUUUUGCUUGUGUUGAAUGAUGUUAUUAGUCGGUGUGCUUGUCUUCAAUAAAAACCUUUUUAAUUAAUAAAUAAAAUGUUUUCAGGGAUGUAUACAGUUUAAAAAAGACCCUCCCCCAAUAAAAGUACCAAUACAAAUAUG
This is a messenger RNA of Cyclopterus lumpus (lumpfish), 2218 nucleotides long. RefSeq names its product ornithine aminotransferase (gene oat). Gene Ontology annotation, molecular function: L-ornithine transaminase activity; pyridoxal phosphate binding; identical protein binding. The transcript is spliced from 10 exons. The coding region runs from base 134 to 1468 and encodes 444 amino acids. The record is from RefSeq and is a predicted model, not a curated record. Gene Ontology annotation, cellular component: cytoplasm. NCBI's taxonomy places the organism in Eukaryota, Metazoa, Chordata, Actinopteri, Perciformes, Cyclopteridae.